AACUCGUACUGAGUGGGCGGCGCUUGCCGCUGACAUUCCGGAGCGCACAAGAGAGAGACACAUAGACUUGGCAAAAGGCGUCCUGUCCAGCGCUCUGUUGGUUGAAGCGACUAGUUGCAGCUAUAGUGUAGUGCAUGGUCUCAAUGUGAACCAUGUCUCAGAACUGAGUACAGGACAGCCAGAAUAUAUCGCAGGGAGAGCACCUUGGGACUAUGCUGAACGCAGAAGCGGGAGCAACUUCUUCGGAGAAAAGUUUGGUGGCCGCGCAGCAGCAGUACGCGGCGGGCAGUGGGAAUAUGGCUGAUCGAAAUGAUAUCACCACCCUUACCAUACCUGUCCCAAUUCGAAGAGGUGGCUCAGACACCAAUCUGAAUGUGGAUGUAACUGAUGGCAUUUUGGGCUUCUACAAAGGGAAACUUACAAAUGAUAACCUCCAUCAGAAAAUUCUCAAAGUCACAGAGCAGAUAAAAAUUGAGCAGACGGCACGUGACGAAAAUGUGGCAGAAUACCUAAAGCUUGUUAACAAUGCAGAUAAGCAGCAGGCUGCCCGAAUCAAACAAGUAUUUGAAAAAAAGAAUCAAAAGUCUGCCCAAACUAUUGCUCAAUUGCAGAAAAAGUUAGAACAGUACCAUAAAAAACUGAAAGAGACGGAACAAAGCUUGCCCUCCAAAAAUUACAAAGAUUCUUCCAAGGAUAAUCUCAAGGAUGUUCAGUCGAAUGUAAAGGAUGGCAGCAAUGCCACACGGACAGGAAAUGUGAUACAGGGCAGUGUAGAGAAGAUUAAAACAAGUGGCCCUGGAGUGACUCUGACACCUCCUUUUUUUUUCAACAAGCCAAAAGAAUUUGCUAACUUGAUCCGUAAUAAAUUUGGCAGUGCUGAUAAUAUUGCAAAUAUGAAGAAUUCUCUAGAUCCAUUUCACACUGAAACAGGAAACCGCGCCUUAAGUGGAAGUGCUACUAUUGUUGCAAAGCCAAAAUAUCCAAGUGACGAUGAGUGUUCAAGUGGGAGUUCUGCUUCCGCCGACAGUAAUGGGAACCCAACUUUCAUUAUUGGAGAUGGGAAUGUAAUAGAGAAGCAGGAGAAGUUUUCUGUGAUUUUUGCUGAAUUGAGAGAUAUCAAAGAAAUGCAGGGACAAUUAGCAGAAGAUAUUGAGACACUGAAGGUUCAGUUUAAGAGGGACUAUGGCUUUAUUACACAGACGUUGCAAGAAGAGAGAUACAGGUACGCACGUUUAGAAGACCAACUAAAUGAUCUCACUGAACUACAUCAACAUGAAACCUCAAAUCUAAAGCAAGAAUUAGCAAGUAUUGAAGAAAAAGCAGCAUACCAGGCAUAUGAACGUGCAAGAGACAUUGAGGAAGCUUUGGAGUCAUGCCAAACUCGAAUUUCCAAACUUGAGCUACAACAGCAACAGCAGCAACAAGUAAUACAGUUGGAAAACACAGAUGCUAAAGUACUUCUGGGAAAAUGUAUUAAUAUCAUGCUUGCUAUUGUCACAGUCAUCCUAGUGUGUGUCUCUACUAUUGCCAAAUUCACUGCUCCACUCAUGAGGAGUAGAUUACAUGUUGUAUGUACUUUCUUUGCUGUUACACUCCUUGCGAUCUUCUGGAAGAACUGGGACAACUUGCAGUGUGCCAUUGAGCGUGUACUGCUACCUAACUGAGCUUCAUGUAUGUUUUCUUUUAUUUUUGUUUUUAAAUAAGCCAGGUAACUUGAUUUUCCAGUCCUAAAGACAUUUUACUUUCAAAUUUAUUUUACUAUUGUGCUAAAUUAAAUACAAAGACUAUGAUACAAUGAUGGACACACUGUGGUAUUUCUGUUUUAAAUAUACCUUUCUGGUUGGGCCAAUAUUUUGAGACUGUUUAACAGUUAGAUAUUUUGCUUUUAUAUUGAUAAUUUUAUUCUAUUUUGAGAUAAUUGGCGUUUAUGGUUUAUAUUAUUUUAAACAACCAAAGAGCAGUUUUCAAAAUACUUUUGGGCAGAUGAGAAGCAAGAAUUCUAAUUUUGAAAAGCUUGCUGCAAAACAGUUAUGCACACACACGAAUAAAAGAUUUCCAUGGUGAUGCCAGAGCAUGCUGUCACAUGGAGUCGAAUGCAAGAGAAAGCAAUGGAUGAUCCUGUGUCUAGAGAAAUGCAAUAGUACCUGUUUGGUUUUAAACUGAAUGACUAUGGUGCUAAUCCCGCUAAUGUCAACUGUGCAAAAAACAAUGAAGAAGUUUCCUAGCACAUCUGAUGACUAAACGUGUUGCACAGUAUGCUAAACUGAUUAUCAGUGUGAAGUCUUCUUGUGGAAAGAAACCUUCUGCUUUGCAGGGGAUGCCAGACAUGUAGUAAUUUAGUUUGCAAAAGUGGAAAAAUGGAAAGAGGAUAGUGACAGACGGAAUUCCUGCACUGAUGCUGUUACCUGUUUUUUGACUCAUGUUAUGCUGUCAUUUCACACAGUAUGACAGCCCUCAUUUAAAGACAUGAUCCACACAUUGAACCCCAAGUUUGAGGGUCCAGGAUGAAAAUACUUUAGCAAGUCAACAGUCUCCCAAACAUACAGUAGUGUUAAGGAAGAAGAGCUUUCACUGCAGAGUGUGCAAGUUUAUUAUGAACUUGCCACACUUACAAACUCCCUGAAGAAUGGGCCCAAGUUGCAUUGAAAGCUUGCAUAUUGCAAUAAAAGGUGUCAUUUUGCUUCACCUCUCAUUGAGCUUACCACAGAUAUUCCUGUUUCAGUUAAACUGCAAUGUUGAUUUGCCUAAUUCAGAUGGAUAAUUCAGUAUUUACAGGCUCAGAGAUGUUGUUUCUAAAAUGUAUAACUUUUUGUUAAGCUAUGUUGGUUACUUUAUAUCCACAUCAGUUUUUGUUUCUUUAUACCUUACUUAUUCCUCUAUAUUAUCCGCAGCAAGAAACACACAGUAUAGCAGUAGUUUUUUUUUCUUCUUCUUCUUCUUCUUCUUCUCCUCCUCCUCCUCCUCCUCCUCCUCCUCCUCCUCCUCCUGUUCGUUCCUCCCUUCUUCCCGACUCUGACUUGCUGAAUGAAGUGAGGCAGCUGCUUUUAUGCUGCACCUGGGAGCACUUCAGGUGGCCCAUCGGCAUUAUCUGGAAGUACUCCCAGGUGUGGUGGAAGCCCAAAGUAGGGCUCUGCAGCUCCCCCUGGUGGCCCCACAGAACCCAACAGGGCUGUGCCAAAAUCCAACUCCCAUGGAGACCUGUGGGAAUCUGAGGCACUGCUGCAACCGAGGUGGGCUGCCAUCUAGCGAUCCGGGGGAGGCAGUGUCCUGUGCAUAUCUGCUCUCUGGUCCUUCCUUUACGACAGUCUCCUAGCCAGGAAAGGUCUCCGGCCAUCUGUCACACAAUUUUAUAGAUAGUUUUUCUUACAAUAUAUCAACAUUUAAAAACUCAAUUUAUCGGCCCAACCUUAACCACUAUGUAACUGCUGCAUGGUGCAAUGCAAUUGUUGUUUCAUAUAUUUUCAUGCCUCCUGUUUGAUUGUAUUGUAUGAAUUUAGAAACUUCACUUUGAUUACUGUUAUGUGUAAAUUCCUGAAAAUUGUCCGAUUAUAGUGUAAUGUUUGUGUUUCAAAUGGGACAAUGUACAGUUUGAUUUUAAUGUAUAAAAAUAACUGAGCACCAAAUCAUGCUAGCAUGUAUGUACUACAAAUUAUUUUAUUGUUUGUUUACAAAUUUAAAUACUGGAAGCAUUUUUUUGGAAGAGUGCAAUAUCCUCAUGGAAAUGUGAAUAGUUCUGUGAACUGCCUGUUGGCCAAAUUUCCUUAUCCGACAGCUUGUGUGAUCUAUAUGUAACUUUUUAAAUUUUCUCUCCGGCCAUAAAUUUUUCUUCACCAGAUCUGUACUGCAUGGAUGCCAGUAACAUUAACAACUUUGUAGUGUAUUACUAUACUCAUUCUUUAUAAUCAUUUUUAAUUUCUUUAGGGUCUUUUUGCACAAUAAACUAAUGUGUGUUAAAGUGGGUAGUUAGCUAAAACACUGCCUUUGAAAAGGUUUAAAGCAUCAGGCUUUAAUGUUGAGCAAAACUGACAAGCUGCUAGAACUGGCAUUAGUGAGACAGUAAGUGAGACAAUGUGUGAGCUGGACGAUGAAGAGUGAACCAUACAAUGCAAUGUUUAAUUUAAUGGUAGGUGAGUUUAUACCAACCAGCUUAUCUUCAUGUUGUGCUGCUGUGACAGACAAAAUGCUUUAUUUCUCUAAUUGGGACAUGAUGAUUAACAGAAAACAAACUUGAGAGAAUGGUAAUGGGUCUAAACUAUAAAGAAAGAGAAAGGGCCUGCUUCUUCAUUUUUGUGAAGCUCAUUUGUUUUUUGUUGGUUUAAUGUAAUGUAAGGACAUACAAUUUUAAUUGUUCAUUAAUAACAAAACAAGAGUGCCUGACCUGUCAUCUAUACUGCAUUCACAUACAGUAACUAUAGUUUCUUCAGACUGUAUGCAAGUGAUAAUUGGAAUAAUGUAAAGAGGAGCAGGGUGGCACAGUAGUCAGUUCCAAAGUCCUAUAGAUACACAGGUCAUGUUAACUGAUGACUCUAAAAGGUUUCUGUUUGAGUAUGUGUGUGUGUGUGUGUGUGUUUGUGCAGUGAGCUGACACACUAAUGUACAAGAAUAAUGGGGAUUAGAAGAUGGACGGAUAGAAAAUACCGUUAUUGUAAUAAAAUACAUAAUGGUAUUAAUCCGCAGACUAUUAAUACUUUAAGUGUAGGAUGCCUUCAUUUUAGAAUUGUUUCUUUCAUUGUUCAGAAGGAAUUAAUUGUGGUUGGAAAAAGGAAUUUCUGUAAAUAAUUCAGUACAUUCUGUUUCUUAUGAAAGCCACUUGAUUUCUCCAAAUUUCCAUAAUGAUAUUCCAUAGAUGUUUGGUAUUUUAUAAUCUUUUUUUUUUUAUUUUGUCAAAAGAAAUACAUUUCACCCUUAAUCUGAUCUGUUACUGAGAUGGACUCAUUAGACAUGUACUUCAAACUCUUGUUCUUUGGUGUUGUCUUGUUUCUUUCAUCUCAGUUUGUAAAAAUGUAAACAUUUUCUUGAAAAUGUAAAUUGGAGAGAACAAAAAUUGUAAAAUGGAAAUGUAUAUUAUAUUUGAUUAUUAUUAUGUUUUAUUUUUUUAAUUUUACAAAAUCUGAAAUUUACAUUCUGUUGGAAAAUGAAUUAAUCCCACCCUGAAAACUUAUUUAGUCUAAUUGGCCAUUUUUCUAAUAAAGAGUAUUUUUAAUACAU
Erpetoichthys calabaricus (reedfish) is the source of this 5208-nucleotide messenger RNA. It is a transcript of the gene tmcc3, whose product is annotated as transmembrane and coiled-coil domain family 3. Gene Ontology annotation, cellular component: endomembrane system. The record is from RefSeq and is a predicted model, not a curated record. The transcript is spliced from 4 exons. The coding region runs from base 213 to 1664 and encodes 483 amino acids. NCBI's taxonomy places the organism in Eukaryota, Metazoa, Chordata, Cladistia, Polypteriformes, Polypteridae.